Molecule: messenger RNA, 8791 nt
Organism: Magallana angulata
Lineage: Eukaryota; Metazoa; Mollusca; Bivalvia; Ostreida; Ostreidae
Product: enhancer of mRNA-decapping protein 3-like
Exons: 7
Coding region: 567-2201 (544 amino acids)
Biological process (GO): deadenylation-independent decapping of nuclear-transcribed mRNA; P-body assembly
Cellular component (GO): P-body
Molecular function (GO): mRNA binding
Source: RefSeq, a predicted model, not a curated record
UAACUUUUCACGUUAUAUCGAAUUGUGUUAAUUGUUGAGCUAAUUGACUUGACGAAACAAAAUUGUUUUUAAUUAAGUUUUCUGAGGUACACUCGACAGUGAUAUUUUGAAGCAUUAUGUUUUUCGGUUUGAUUGUUUUGUUAUUCAGUCGCGGGUGAUAGAGAUAUUGGGGCACUCAAAGGGUAGGAAGAAAUGUGCAGAAUUGAUUUGGUUUCUUAUUUUAACACCACAAACUGCAAUUCUUCAAGAAAAAAAAUUACAACAUACAUAUAGUUUUUUGUUUGCACUGGAAAUAAAAAUAAUUUGUGUUUUUGUUUUUCUGUGAAGAAAUAUCCCCUCUCUUUUACAUCUAAUUUCCAAGGUCAACAGAUAGGAUCUAUUAAUAGAAUCAGAUGUAAACUGUGUCAAUGUUGUGAAAUAUAUUGACACUUUUCCGUACUGUAUGCAGUCAGAAUAUGACAGGAGAGAGAGAGUUAGUUAAGCAGUUAAAUUGAAGGAAAUAUAACAUACAUCAUAGGAAAAUUAAGUACAAACUUUUGAAAUAAGGACUGCAUUAAAGGUAAACCAUGUCGUCAGCAUUUGUGGGCUGUAUCGUGUCUAUUGACUGUGGGGAGGUGCUGGGGAUGUACCAGGGUCAGGUCACCUGUAUCAAUAACAGUUCCCAGGAACUGACCAUCACCAAAGCCUUCAGGAACGGGCUCAAAUGCCCUGUGUCAGAAAUCACCCUCAAUGCCUCAGAUAUCAAGGAGCUGAAGAUAGUUAAGAACUCGACUGAGGCUGUAUCAAUUACCAAAAAGAUACAGCAGUCGACGCCGUCCAAGUUGUCUCCAGAGAACGACUGUUUGUUGUCGGGACCGUCCCCGGUAAAGAUCAUAGAGAAACCUGUGAGUGUGUUGUCGGAGAAACAGUUGAAUGACUCUUGUAAUGUAAGGAACGGCAUCAGUAAAAGCAACCAAGAGGGAUUAGUAAAUGGAUUCCUGAAGAAGAGUAGCAGUUCACCAAGGAUGACCAACGGAAAUAUGCCAAGGUCUCCCAUAAACGGGGUCAACAGAUACGCAGCCACCAAUGGGAAUGGGUAUCAGAGGUACACACCUCCUUGUGAAAAUGGUGGCCAUAAUGUGAGAUACACACCCACUAAAGAAGAGCCGCAGAGGCCAAGAAGAAAUUCCGCAUCUGAAACAAAAGCUAGAAGCUCAUCUGCAUCAAAGAAGAUUGAUUUCCGUCGUAAAAUUCAGUCCCAGAGCAGAGAGGACUGCUUCAGUGCUCCAUCAGAGUCCUACUUACAGGACUUUGAUUUUGAGAAAAAUCUUGCCCUUUUUGACAAGAAAGCAGUGUUUGAAGAGAUUGAAAGUGCCAAUCCAGAACUUACUAAAGUGAUGGACAACAAAAAACCACAGAAGUACAGGUGUGACGAGAACGUGCUUCAGUCCGCUCCUGUUGUAUAUAAACAAAUCAAAGUGCCAAAAUCUGUACCCUCAAAUAGUUCUUUUGUGACUGAUUCUGGAUUAGUAGUCCCCAGUAUAACUUAUGAGUGGAGGAAAAAGUUAUUUGAGGCAGCAGAGAAGUUAGGGUUUAAGCAAGAGAGACAGAUUGAGAUGGUAGGGCGUUCUGCGAGUGAGAUGGUGCUACAGCUACUGGGUGGUUCAACACGAUUGAAUCCUCAAAAUGGCCACCAACUGCCAUCUGUGAUGGUCCUCUGUGGUCCCCACCUGCAGGGGGCAUAUGGAGUCAAUUGUGGCCGGCAGCUGUCAAAUCAUAAUGUCAAAGUUCAAGUCUUCAUGCCAGGCCACGCCCAGAUCCCCGCCUUCAUGGAAGAUGAAUUGAAAUUGUUUGACUCUUCUGAUGGCAAAAGGACCUCUAGUCUUCAAGAUCUUUCAUCCAGUGCUGUGGAUAUUAUAAUCAAUGCCAUGGACACUCAUGGAAAUACUCAAUACAAUCAACAGGGUUGGUUCAUUGCCUGCUCAGAAUGGGCCAACCACAGCAAAGCUCCUGUUCUUUCCCUUGAUCCCCCAGGGGAGAGCACUGGUGUCCAGGCCAAAUGGAGUCUGGGUAUCUGUCUGCCACUCAGCGGCGGGGACACCGCGUCCAAAGUGUACUUAUGUGACUUAGGGUUCCCUAAGAAAGUGUUCACUGACCACGGCAUUGAAUACAUCUCCCCUUUCAGUCACAAAUUCAUUAUUCCUCUUCAUUCCCGAUCCUAGUCAGUUAAAUGUUUUAAUUGCAUUAUUGAUCUUCUGUGUUUUUAUGACAUGUGUUGUUUAUUUUUUUUCUUUUAAAUUGGAUGCAAGAGUUUACAUGACCGUGAACAGUAUUUUUGCAAGAUUGUUAUGAAUAUGCAUUCCGUUAUAAUAUGCUUUUACUUCAUUUGUGUUGUAUGUUUAUGUAUGAAGAUAUUCCAUUUGGAAGUGCUACUGUAUCAUUAUGACUGCCAAAAUGUACAGUGAUGUUUUUUGAAAAAAUUGUUUGUGUUCAUAGCUAGAUAUCUGUGAUGUUUUGUCAUUUUUUGUGUUGCUUGCCAGUCUUUGUGUAAAUGUUUUUUUUAUCUCUCCCUCUAACAUUUGUCAUAGGGAAGAAGUUCCAUUACUGAACCAUUUGCUCUGAAUUUUAAUCUUGUUUUCCUUUUUAAGUUUUACAAGUUCUGACUACUCUUACUAGAUAUUAAAUGCCAUUUUAUUUGUCUGUCUCCACAGAAAAAAGUAACAGUUUAUGAUUCCAGGGCUUAGCUCUCUUACACAAAUUUCCCGUCACAUGUACUUGUGGGGUAUUUUUUUUUAUUAAUAGCUAUAUAUGGGGCUAUCUAAAUUGCCUCCCUUAGUUUGUUUUUUUUCACAUUAAAGUGGUUAAUUUUAGAUUAUAAGAAUUUGAUUUAGUUUUGUGUCUUUAUCUGAAAUAGGACCAUAAAGGGCAUUUUUACUGAGUUGCUGUCAACUCGGUAUUUGUGAUUGAAAUGUUUGAAUGAAACCAGAUGUAGAUUUUGUAUUGGGCCAUUUUAUUGCUGUGAUUCCAAUAUCUAUGGGACUUAACAGAAACGGGAUUAAUCUUAAUUCUAAUGACAAGUGUGCUCAAGUUUCUGGAAAAAAAAAGAAAAAUUGUGAUUUUUUUUUCUGUAAGAUAACAAUUUGAAUUCUUGCAAUGUAAAUAGUAAACGUAUAGUAUGUAUCAUUACAUUUAUAAAUUUAAUUAUUUACCCUUUUCAUUGCAAACAACACAUGUCCAUUAUUUUUGACACAGAGAACUUGGCAGCUUACUAUGUUUGCUUUCCAAUAUAGGAUUUUAAAUGAAACUGGAUAGGGUAUAACAUUAAUCAUGGUAGUACAAAAGUCAACAUUAUUUCAUGAUUACCAUGCGGUUUUUUUUUUCAUUGAAGUAGCCCAAAUCUGUAAAUUGAAUAUCACAUGUUUCACAUUUUGUGGUAGAAACGGUCUCUGUACUGAAAUAUUUGACACAGGCUGAUCCGAUUUCAAUGAAUUUAAUUCAGUUAUGUACAUGUUUAUCAUUAUUGAUCAUUUUAGUGCACAUUGAAAGCAUUUAAUCAUUUGUCAUGACUAUGAAUUAGGGCCAUUUUAUAAGUGUACGUUAAUACCUAAGCCACAAUGUUUUGGCACAGUUGAGGAUAUGGAUGUUGAUAGGAUUGCACCAAAGAUCACUAACAGAAAUAUCCUCACCACUGGUAUAUGUAAAGUGUCCUAUAGGAAAACUUAGCAAAAAAGCUAACAUAUCAAAUAUAUGUGUCAGGUACUUUAUUUUCUCUGAUUCAAUUGUUGUUUGACAUGUCGGAAGAGAAAGGAAUGUUGGCCUCUGAAGAAGAGAAGGUAUGGCUUAUACUGUAAAUAUUUUAACAUUCCCACACCUACAGAUUUUGAGGGCAUAGGGCAUGAAAUAUGUAACUUGAGGUGGGGUUUUUAAUUUGGUGCACACAUUUGCUAUGAUAUUGUGUACUUUUUCAAUGAUCUCUUAUAUUUGUAGAUGUUUUAUUUUUUGUGCAAUAAGUAUAAUAUGAAUCUUUGUACAUACCUUUGUAAAUAUUAGUUCAUAAUCUGCACAUCCACUAUGAUUAUUGUAUAUCAAUGUAAAUUUGAAUUUUUGACCAUGUUGUUACAUUACUUCAGACAUUGAAUAACAACUGCAUCAAACCUUAUGAAGGAAAAAUAUAAACAUGACUCUGUGGAAUCAAAUUCAUUUGAGACUGUAUUCUUCAGCAAAUGGAACUUGGCAGCUUUUCAAGGACGAUGUCAUCAGGCAAAGUUGAUAGAAUGAAACAUUCUGCAAAAUGUGAGAAGAUUGAUAAAAGAUGAUAUCUGCAAGUUCUUUAUGAUUUUGGUCCUCUUAUGUAUGGACCAAAUGGAAGCUGUGCAAUGUGAUUUUAUGGUGCAACUGACUCAAACAAGGAGAGUUUCCUCCUGAGCAUAGAGUUGUCUCCUCUUAGACUUUGGAAAAAUGUCCAUUUUAAUAUUGUUUAGCAGCUGUAUGUUUUAAAUUUUUCACAGUUUAUUUUGAAUGUUUUAAUAUGGCCUGCUUGUGGAGCCUUGUUUUCUUCCAAACUAUGAUAGAAAUGAGAUUGUAAUCGAAAACACCUAGAAAUUUGUUGGGUCUUGUUCUAGUAUUAUAUUAUAUGAGAUAUUUUUUAAACUUCAAGAAUGUUUUAAAAGAAAAGGAAGGAGAUUAUAGAAAUGCCAGUAUUUACAGAGCAAAACAAUAUUUUUUAAUAUUUGUGAGAGAGUUAUGAAUAAGUCUGCAAACUUCAAUUUUUACAUGUAACAGACAGUUUCAACAAGGACUGUUUAUAUAGUCACAAAUUUUGUGUACUAAAUGAUUUAUAAAUCCCCUUUUUAUAAAAAAAAAAAAUUUAAAAAAAAAGGUAAAGACUUAAAAGGUAAAAGCUUAGCUAUUUGUACCCUUAGAGAACAAUUCAACAAUUUUAAUGAAUACCAAGAGAGGGUAAAAGAAAACUGUAACAAGUGUCCACAUAAAUGGCCCAAGUUGUGUCUGAUAUAAAAGACAAACUAGCUAUUUUGUUUAAAUAUGUGCCAAUGUGUUAUUAUUGUAUACUGUGUGUCAUAUCAUUCUGUUGUAAUAACAGUUGUGAUAGUCGUGAAUGGGAAAUACUUUGUUUUAGUGCAAGAACAUUUCAAAGAAUUCCACAUGACAUAUUUUCUCCAUUAUCGUAAACCUCAAUUUUAAACAAUUUUUUUUUUUAAUGGAGGAAUGUCUCUGGGUAACAUUUGUAUUUUCACAGAAGACUAAAUUAAGUGAUUGACUAGAUUUUUUUCCUCCUUUAUUUUUGAAUAUAAAAACCUGUUAUAGUUUUUUUUUUUUCCAUUUUGUUACAAUGUAUUAGGUUCAUUUAUCUUAAAAAUAGCCUGAGCAAAAUGCUCUGUUUAGCUUAUACAGCAAAACUUGUUUAUAACGGACAUGGAUAUAACAAAUUUACAGCUAGGUCCCUUGAAAUUCGCUAUAAACGAGUUUUGCUGUAGUUGGUUUUUUUUCUUUAAUGAAUUUUAUUUUUCCUUAUUUCAAUGAGAAAAAAAAAAUUGAAAUCCAACUUUUAACAAUUGAGUAAGUAUCAUCCCCUUUUUUUCCUACAUAAUUGUUACUUUCAUUCUGAAUGAGAUGGUGCAAACCAGCUGAUUAUUUGUGUGAUGACAAGUUUGAACAUGUGCUACCAGUUUGUUUAUAUGAAUUGUAGUUGUAUAAAAAUGCACUCUCGCUUACUUAUCUGUGUGUGUGUGGGAUGGGGAAGGAAGGGGUAAUUUUGAUUAUUAUCAGUUGUUGAUAAUGGAAUGUGAGUGUGAGAAUCCAUAAACAUGGCAAAAAUGUCUCCAAAAAAUUCAUUGACUCAAUGUCAAUUAAAGAAUGUGAACUGUAGAUGUGUGUGUGUGUGUGUGUCAGUGAUAACGUGUCUGCUAGAGAUAAAAUGAGAGAAACUAAUUUAUGAUAUUGAUUUACAUGAAAUUGAUAUUUACCAUGUUUUAAGGAUUUUUUCGUCUGUUAUUAUCUUUGAGAGGGCUUUGGGAGGUAGAACAGGAAGGGGGUGUCUUACAUUUUAGAUUUAGUGAAUACUUAUGGUAUUUGCCUUGCACAUUCAAAGCAUUUCAUGCAACAGUAAUUGAUGUUGAUAUUUAGCCUAAACUAUGAAAGAUUUGAGGGUAUUCAUGAAAAACAUCGAUAAUCAUGUUCUGCACAUCAAUAAAAUACAUGUAUUACCUAUAAUUAAUAAUGCAAACUGGUGUAAACCAACUACAUGUAUUGUUAAUUUAGUGAUUGAAUAGAGAUAGAUGGUUCUUGGAAACUAAUUUUUUUGGUAAUAUUGACAUUUAUUAAAAAGAUUGAAAAUAGUUCUGAUUUAAACAUAAAACCAAGUUAAUUACUUGAAAUUCUUCAAUACAGUGUAAUUAUUUGGUGCUGGAAGAGGGCAUAUGUUUUGAAGUUGCUAUCCAAUAUAUAUUAAUAUUGAAGCUGAACUGUAAUCAUUUAUGUGUGAUUUAUUUCCAUUAGUUUAAUGAUUUACUGUCUUGAUUUAAAUAUUCCCCAUAUCAAGUUUAAAGUUAAAACUUGAAAUUAUUUAAAAAUCAUUCUGUCAAUUUUAAAUGAGAAUUCAGCUAGUUUUGAAUGACAAUCUGCUUCAUAGGUAUUUGGAUUUUUUUUUCCUAAAUAUGUAAUAAUAUCUUUAAAAUGUUCUAAGUGUGCCUACUGAUAAUUAACACAGAGUAAUGUUCAUACUUAAAUUUGAGCUAAUGUUGUAUAGUAUUUUUCUUAAACAUUUAUUUAAUUUUAUCCUUACAACUAGGGCAUACAUGUAGUUGAAUCUUUUUAACCUUUUUCUUUUAUAUAUGUUUCCUUUCCUUUUAUAUGUUUUACAGUCUUUUUAAACCAAUAAUUGUGCAUAAUCGUAAUGUAUGACAUAACAAGGUCUUAAUAUACCUAUACACAUGGGAGAGUAAUUUCGAGAAGCAUUGGAAGAUUAUGAAUUAAAGGAAGCCAAGAAAAAGCACAUGAAUCUUAGAAAUUAUGUUUUUGAAAAGGUGAACAUAUUCCUUGCCGUUAUAAGAAAUAUAUUUCCUAAUUGUUAUGGUCUCCCCAUUUUUAUUUUGUUUUCUUUAAUUUCUUUUUAACCCUUCAUUUCAAGUAGAAAAGAAAAAAGUUUAGAUUUUCUUUAAAAAAUCCCAGUAUUUGAAAGUUCAUGUUUUUGAUGACUUUGUUACUUUACCUUGUUAGUUUUAUUUAUAAUUCCAUCUUGAUAAAAAAUGCAAGCUAAAUUAUUAUUUAAUGUAAAAGAAGAUGUGACAAAUGGAUAAUAAUGAUUUAAUGAAAACAUGCAUAUUUCUGCAAUGUGCUGAAAUUAAUUCAGAUGAAGUAUCUGAAGUUUAUUUUAGUUCAGUUUUGGAGAGUACAAAAAAAUAUUUGUAUUAACACCAGCUAUUGAAGUGUCUUUAAUGAUUUGUGUGUAAACAUCAUCACCAAAUUUUUAUAUUUAAACAUUAGAUUUAAUUCAAUUGGAAAGCUAAUUACGUACAUGUACCAUUGUAUUAUUUUGAUUUCUUAGACCAUUGUUCAAAUAUGUCACAUCUUUCAAGCUAUACAUUUUGUAAAUACAUUUUUUGGUGCAUUUUCUUCUUAGCCAAAUUAUACUAUUUUGGUUGAUUUCCUUAACAUACAUGCUCCAAAAUCUGUAUUUACAACUUGAGGAAAUAAUGGCUCUAUGGACUGUUCCUUUGGAAUCGGAUUUAAUCAAAAGUAGUGUAGUUACAAAGAGUAGAUUUGUUUUAUAUUGUUGUCUAGGUUACUAGUAUUAACUACUUUGAAUUUUAUUUGUCCAAGAGACACAUUCAUCUGUGAAAAGAUAUGUCAAUUGUAUCUAUUAAAUUUAGCAUGACAUUUUGUCUUUUUAAAAUGCUUACUAUUCAGAAACUACAAAUUUUUUUUAGCGUUUAAAGCACGCGAUUUAAUAAUUUAAUGUAUGCCAACUGUUUGAUUAAAAUCAUGGCAAUAUUCUUUUAUCAAAGUAUUUAUGUUUUCAUUUUUUUCUCAACAUUCACGAUUUGGUUUUUAUAAAAAUCUUCUUUUUUUAAAUGCUACAUGUACAUUUGGACUUUUUUAAUGUGAAAACUAAAAACAGUCAGUUUUAAUUUUCUUCCAACAGAUAUGUUUUUGGACAUUAUAUAUUCAUAUAUCGGUAUGUUUAAUUGAAAUAUUUUCUUUAAAGUAUAUUAAUUAUUAUUCUAUAUUACAAUGUCAUGUGGGUCUUGAUAUAUUUCAGUGAACUAAAUUGGUGCAAAUAAUAUCAGCAAUCUUUCAUAAUCUGACUUACUGAUGUUUGUUUCAAGGUUGUUUUAAAAUGUACCAAUUUAGGGGCAACUAUUUAGAAUUAAAAUUUUACCAGCAAAGAGCACUCUGAUAUCUUUUAUUUAAAAAAAAAAACAACUUUAAUAUGUAAUUUUAAGUUAUGCUUUUAAUAACCAACUUGUGAGAUACUAAGAUUUCUAUUUCGAACAAGACAAGCUUUAAAGUACAUGUAUAUCUAAAGUUAAGUUAGCAAUGUUCAGUGGGUCGGUCACACAUCCGCUACUAAUGCUGAAACUUUUUUUGGCUGAAAUAUCUUUUAAACAAUAUGUAAGCCGAGAUCUCGGACAUCUUUUUUGAAGGUAUGAUAGUCUUUAGAAUGGUAUACUGUUUUUAUCUCUAAUAUGACAUCAAGUUGUAUACCUAAAGUAUCAAAUAAUACUUUUAUCUUUGUGAACUUUCUUUAGUGCAAAUCAAGAUCUAUUCAAUAAAGUAAAUUCAUGUACCAAUA